GGGUACGGAUUUUGUCUUUGGUGAGUAUUCUUCUGCGCUAUAUCACCUUCAGCUUCCAGGAAUUGAAUUAGAAGGGUCUGAGAAUGAAUGUGGAAAAAUCUCUAUUCAAAACACUUUUGGAUUCAGUCGUCAGCCUACACGUCAAUCCGAUGAAGCAAAUAUUUAUAGAACAAGAAGAAGAAAAAGGAACACACAGCAGAAGACCACCCUGUGGGGUUAAAGAUGGUCGGCAAUCAACUUUGUUGUUGAUUUUCCUUGUGUUCAUACUUGCUUCCGAAAGGGAAGUCUUUUUCAACAUUUUCAAAGGAAUUAAAUCUAUAUAAAGCUGUCUCCCCCGUUCCAUUUUUUUAAGUGCGAAGGUCUCUUUGGUAGAUACAACUAGCUAUACAUUAACAAGUUAAGAUGGCAAAGCUACCAACUCAACUCUUGGCUUGCAUUUUCUCCAUUGUUCUUGUCUUGCAAUAUUCAUGCCCUGCAACAUCUCAAGAAGUCGAGGAUGAAAGUGAGUUUGAUUAUAAUGAAAAUAGUCCAAGAGGGCCUGCAAGAUGGGGAGAGAUUCAUCCAGAAUGGAGUGCAUGUAGCAAUGGAUCAAUGCAAUCUCCUAUUGAUAUGUCGAAUGAGAGAGUUAAUAUUGUUUCCCAUCUCGGGAGGCUUAAGAGAAGCUACAAGCCAUCCAAUGCCACUCUAAAAAAUAGAGGCCAUGAUAUGAUGUUGAGAUGGGACGGUGAUGCAGGAGCCAUAGAGAUCAAUGGUACUGAGUAUGCACUCAAACAGUGCCAUUGGCACUCACCUUCCGAGCACACCAUCAAUGGCAGAAGGUAUGAUUUGGAGGUGCACUUGGUUCAUGAAAGUGCGGACGGCAAGGUUGCUGUGAUAGGGAUCAUGUACAAGAUUGGCAGACCAGAUUCUUUCCUCUCAUCGUUGCUGGAUCAUUUAGCAAGCAUUACUGAUAUCACAGAAGGAGAGAGCGUGGCGGGUGUGAUCGAUCCAAGGCACAUAAAAAUUGGCAGUAGGAAGUAUUACAGAUACAUUGGCUCUCUUACUGUUCCUCCUUGUGAUGAAAAUGUGGUGUGGAGCAUUGUCAGAAAGGUGAGGACUGUGACCAGGGAGCAAGUGAGAUUGCUUCGUGUGGCCGUUCAUGAUGCUUCAGAUACUAAUGCAAGACCACUGCAACCGAUAAACAAGCGCUCAGUUCAACUCUUUAGGCCAGAUGAUGAAGAAGAGAAUUGAAGUCUAUAAAUAAUACCAUAGAUGAAAUAAAUAUAUUUAUGAUUGCCACCAUCCUUCCUCCUGCAAUCCAUGCCAGUUCAAUUUUUGAAGGAAUUAUGCAGAUAGUUAGGGAUGAAUCCGAGUUUAAUUAGGUAAUCAGUAGAUAAAUAGUCAUUCAUGCACACUUUCAUUAGUUUUUUAUAGACAUAUAAUUAUUUUUUCAAAUUUUGUAUUUUUUUUUAAUUUAUUUAUUUUUAUUUGUAUCGUCAUAUUGAAUGUAUCGAGAAUUUUUAUUAUAAUACGUUGAACAUUUUAUAUAUUACA
This is a messenger RNA of Theobroma cacao (cacao), 1533 nucleotides long. RefSeq names its product alpha carbonic anhydrase 7-like. Gene Ontology annotation, biological process: one-carbon metabolic process. Gene Ontology annotation, molecular function: carbonate dehydratase activity; zinc ion binding. The record is from RefSeq and is a predicted model, not a curated record. Lineage: Eukaryota; Viridiplantae; Streptophyta; Magnoliopsida; Malvales; Malvaceae.